Molecule: messenger RNA, 7736 nt
Organism: Uranotaenia lowii
Lineage: Eukaryota; Metazoa; Arthropoda; Insecta; Diptera; Culicidae
Exons: 3
Coding region: 1861-7161 (1766 amino acids)
Biological process (GO): DNA integration
Molecular function (GO): nucleic acid binding
Source: RefSeq, a predicted model, not a curated record
UGAUCACCACUAUUUGAGGAUCACUGGAGUUGCAUAGUACUUAACAUUUCCACAAGAACUCACUACACAAUUGUAUCUAAAUGAACACUGCACACGAACGAUACACGAAGAGAUACAUAUAACCCCCAGUAGAAUAGGUAGAUAGAUCGUUAGAAGACAACACAACAGUCAGUAUCCUACCGAUAGAGCUCAAAUAAAGUAUUACAUAAAGGUUGUGAAUAAGUGGUGGAAAGAAAAGGACUUGGACUACAUAUACAGGACGAAGGACAUUUAGGACGGUUAAGGAUUGGAAGGCGGUGGAUUGUAAGCAGUAAGGAUAAAAGAGGAUCGAGUUGGAAAGAAACGAAAAGGAGAACACAACGUAGGACAAAAAAGGUACGUGGAGAAGUGGUUUGGAAACUUCGGAAAGGCCGUUUAAAGAUUGCUCAACCCGCGAACCGUAUCCCACAACAUUGGUGCCGUGACCAGGAUUCACGGUUGAGCUGGGAAUUGGCGGUUCGGAGGACAAUAGACCCUUGCUGUAUUGUUCCGCGAACUUUGAUGGCGCCUAGGCCAUAUUAACUGGCUGCUUUGUGGCGACACAAAAGGUGAAAUAUUUCAACGGCUCACUAAUUCCACCACCACCACCCCCGGAUUAUCUGGUGCAACUCUUGUGGUUUUAUCUGCAUGCCUGUCGCACGUUGUUGAUACACUACGCAGUGUAGCAGUUAAUGGGAACAAGGUGUGCUUUGGUGAAUGUUACAUCGCAUGAAGGACUUGCAAGUGGAAAACAUUUUUAUCGUCGACUAUCGGUAGUAUUAGUUCCGGAAAGAAAGCGCACCCCAAGUAGCCAACGUGUAGAACAUCGUUGUUUGGAUUAUUCGAAGGGCAACGAUAGACUGAUCAACUGGCUGGAUAUUUGUUUUGAUUGGAUCUGAUCAAAACUCGGAAUUUCAUCGGAUUGGUUCAUUAGCUUCGGAAGGAUUCGACUGGAUUCGGUCAUCAUCACGUGCUUGUUCGUGCUAUAUUAUACAAGGCCUGUUGUAGACAGACCUCAGGUGAGUGCCUGUCCAACAUAUUUAUCCCCUUAUUUGUUGUGCUACUUGGUUCGCUUUCGUCUAUUUUCUCAUCUCAACGGGAGAUAUACAUAGGAAAUUCCACGUCGGGUCACCAACAGAGCUGAAUAGUGGGCAACAAAGCUGAUCGGUAGGCAACGAACAUCUAGCGGAAUCGGUUGGACUCGGGUCGACGCACGUGAGGAUUCGGGUGAUCCAUCGUUGCUGCUUCCUGCGGUUGAAAUUGAGAUACAAGGCCUAUUGUAGACAGGCCUCAGGUGAGUGCCUGUCCAAUCUAUUUAUCGUCUAGUUUGUUGUGCUACUGGGUUUGCAUUUGCUUAUUUCAUAUUGGGCGGUAUUGUCUCUACGCGAGAUUAACUACGGACGGAUCGUACGUACGGACUACGGGCGGACGAGGCAAACGUGGAAGAACGAUCUAUUGGUUUCGGUUGGGCUCGAUCUACCACACGCAGGCCUCAGGGCGAAGGGUGUGGACUUCAGCAUAUAAGCAAGGAAGGUGUUUCAGUGGCGAAUAGUAUAUGGGCUGGCGGUGCGUUUAGUACUGCACAUCUGCAUGCCAAAUUUGAAUACGGGAGCGGAUAUAAAUUUAAAUUCAAGGCCUGUUGUUGACAGGCUACAGGUUAGUAACUGUCCAACAUUUUUUACCGAUUCUUGGUGGUGCUGCGUGAGAUAUUUUUUAUUUCUUUUUAUUGAUUGAUUUGGCGGGAUCGACUCUGGAAUCUUCUUGCAACAAUUCGAGCAUUUGGCUACACUUAUCGUUGGCUCGGCAUACUUUGGGAGGUCCCAGUAAACUGAUAGUGUGGGUAUGGCUACAAAAAUAAAAGAAAAGAUUAAAAAGCGUGAACGCAUUUUCGCUGCUCUGGAUCGUCAUGUGCGCUUUUUGGAAGCAUAUGAUCCCCAGGUGCAAAAAGGGCAAGUUCAAUCCAGAUUGGACAAAUUAGAGGAUUCUUGGGCAGAGUUUAAAGAGUUGCAAGAAGAAAUAUCGGAGCUUGAUACGAAGGGUGAAAUAGAGGCUGAGACCAACAUGAACUAUGAGAAAUUUGAAGAAAGUUACUUCGAGAUUCGGGCAGCUUUACUAGAUAAAUUGGAACCUACGUCGCUAGCUCCAAAUCUGGAUAAUUCAGGUCGGAAUGGAAGUUCAUUGGGUAUGCACACAGGAGUUCGGUUACCUCAAAUUUCCUUGCCGGAGUUUGAUGGGGAUUAUAAAGGGUGGCUAUCUUUUAAAUCAACUUUCGUUUCGUUGAUACACGAGUCUUUCGAACUCAGCGACGUACAGAAAUUUCAUUAUUUGAAAUCUGCCCUGAAGGGAGAGGCGGCGAAGUUAGUCGAAUCUCUUACCAUCACUAGUGGGAACUACACCAUAGCAUGGGACACCAUCACCAAGCGCUACUCCAACGAAUACCUAUUGAAGAAACGACAUCUGCAGGCGCUAAUGGAGUUUCCGAGGAUUGAAAAGGAAUCAGCCGGGCAGAUCCAUGGACUAGUGGACGAGUUUGAUCAGCGGCUCAAAAUAUUGAAACAGCUGGGCGAGAAUACGGACUAUUGGGGCGCGAUGAUUGUUCAUUGGAUGUGCUCCAAAUUGGACUCGCGCACGCUGCAGCUGUGGGAGGAUCAUGCAGCAUCUAUAAAGGAUCCCACGUUCAAGAUGUUAGUGGAGUUUUUGGAAAAACGUACCAGGGUUUUGGACGCUGUGCUAUCCAACACAAGCAACAGUUCGGUUCAACCCAAGACAGCAUUCAAGCGCGAUCGAGUGGCUGUGCAUGCUUCUACGGAGAGCGGAAAAGGGGAUAAUACUUGCCAGUGUUGCGGUGAACAGCAUUAUUUGGUGCGGUGUGUGAAGUUCCAGGGUUUCGGGCUGAAGGAAAAAUUGGACUUCGUCAACGGAAAGCGGCUAUGCAGCAACUGCUUCAAAGCGGGUCACUGGGUGCGUGAUUGCAACUCAAAAUAUAGCUGCAAGACAUGCGGGAAGAAACAUAACUCACUAAUUCAUCCGGGGUUUCAACCCAAUAGCGGUGGAAGCAAUAACAAUAGCGGAUCAAAUGGUAGCAGAUCAUCCAGCAAUGCCGGGAGGAAUGGUGACGCAGCAAAGACACACGUUGCAGCCGAAGCAGCAGAGGAAGUGCAAAUGGAAGCAGGUGAAGGAACUUCGGCAGGAUCGUACAGCGUAGGGACGAGGAAGGAUAUUUCGAGCUCCACGGUUUUCCUGUCAACGGUGGUGGUAGCGAUUCGCGAUCAAAAUGGUGAGAAGCAGCUAGCACGGGCGUUACUGGACAAUGGAUCCCAAGUCAACGUGAUGAGCGAGCGGCUUUGUCAAAUGCUGAAGCUGAAGCGUCGGGCGAUUUGUGUUCCAAUAACUGGAGUCGGGCAAUCCGAAUCAACAGCGCGGCAUGCAGUCAGUACAAUGAUAAGUUCCAGAGUCACGGAUUUCUCCAUCGGUUUGGAUUUUCUGGUUUUGCAACGGGUGACAUCGGAACUUCCCUCGGUAACUGUGCCUAUAUCACAUUGGAACAUUCCUAGCGAUCUUAAGAUGGCGGAUCCUCAAUUUAACAUAAGCGGUCGCAUCGAUAUGUUACUGGGAGCAGAACAUUUCUUUACUUUCCUAAUCAACAAAGAGGUGAAAAGGAUGGUCUUGGGUCCAAAGCUUCCAAUACUAGUGGAUUCUGUUUUCGGGUGGAUUGUUUCUGGUCGGGAUGAAAGUCUUCAACAAAAUGGAUCGGUUCGAUGCUGCACGGCAACCACUACCGAAAAAAUAGAAGAGCUAUUGGAGAAGUUUUGGAAGGUGGAAAGCUGUGAUGAUCAACCUGCCUGGUCCAAGGAGGAACAAGACUGCGAGGAAGACUUCAAGCAGACGCAUUCCAGAACUGAAGAUGGUCGGUACGUAAUUCAGUUGCCGAAACAUGUCAAUUGGGAACGGAUGUUGGGAGAUUCGAGAGUGAUGGCGUUGGACAGGUAUCGGAAACUGGAGAAUCGUUUGGAUCGGAACCCUAGCAUGAAGGAACAAUACCACGCAUUUAUGCAGGAGUACUUGGAUAUGGGGCAUAUGCGAAGGAUAACGGAUGCGGAAUUACAAUCAGAGGCUAAUGCAAUGGAUCAACCGAAGGUGUUCUAUUUGCCGCACCACGCGGUUAUGAAAGAAUCAAGCACUACUACGAAAGUGCGAGUCGUAUUCGAUGCUUCGGCACGCACGGACAGCGGAUAUUCACUCAACGAUGUACUCCUGAAAGGACCUGUUAUUCAGGAUGACAUAUUGAAUCUCCUAGUUCGCUUCCGCAGGCAUCAGGUGGCGCUUGUGGGAGAUGUGGAAAAAAUGUAUCGGCAAGUACUUCAGGCCAUCAAUGACGCUCUUCGACUUCGGAUUUUCUUCCGGUUCACCAGGGAUGGUCCGAUACAGGUCUAUGAAUUGCUAACUGUGACAUAUGGACUCACGCCGUCAUCUUUUCUGGCAACUCGGGCUCUGACGCAGUUGGCUGAAGAUGAAGGACAGGAAGGAACAAAGGCUCGUCUCGCACUGCAAGAGGAUUUCUACGUCGACGAUUAUAUAGGAGGAGCAUCAAAUGUGGACGAAGCCAUCGAAUUACGAAAAAGUUUGACGUCAUUAAUGGCUAAAGGAGGAUUUCCAAUCCGGAAAUGGUGCUCAAAUAAACCGGAGGUUUUGUCCGGUCUACCUGAGGAUCAAUUGGGGACCAACCUCACGAUAACCUUUGAUUUGAAUCCCGAUGAGAAGGUUAAAACUCUAGGGAUAACUUGGGAACCUAAAGCAGAUCAACUCAGGUUCAUAUACAGUGUUGAAAAUGAAAAUGGCGAAUGGACCAGGAGGCGUAUACUGUCGGCAAUCGCUAAGUUGUUUGACCCCCUCGGAUUAAUUUCCCCCGUAAUAGUUACCGCAAAAAUAAUAAUGCAGGAACUGGCACUACUUCAUACGGGAUGGGAUGCUCCGGUACCACCAGAACUACAGCAGAAAUGGCAGGACUUCCAUCGCCAAUUGUCAAAAUUAGCAGAAUUCUGCAUACCCAGAUUUGCUUUCAUACCCGAAUACGUUGAUGUACAGCUCCAUUGUUUCGCCGACGCAUCGGAUCUUGCGUAUGGAGCUUGUAUAUAUGUUCGUUCCAGUGAUCGACAAGACAACGUACGCACCGAACUUUUGUCAUCGAAAUCUAGAGUCGCGCCUUUGAAGCGACUCACAAUUCCAAGACUAGAACUCUGUGCAGCUAGGGAAGCUGCCCACCUAUACCAGACAGUAAAAAAGGCCCUCAAUUUGGAAAACGUGCAAGCAUAUUUCUGGUCGGACUCAACUGUGGUGUUGCACUGGUUAAAAGCUCCACCCAACUCGUGGAAGACCUUUGUCGCAAACCGCGUUUCAGCAAUCCAGACAACUACGUACGGACACCCAUGGCUGCAUGUGGCAGGCAAAGAGAACCCCGCCGAUCUUGUAUCCCGCGGAAUGAAGGUCGAGGAUUUCCUGGAAAGUGACCUUUGGAAGCAGGGUCCUUUUUGGUUGAAGCAGUCACCGGUGAGAUGGAUGACUGAAGAUGCUGGAUCUCCACCCGAAGAAGCAGAUUUGGAACCCCGAGCAGUCACUCAAGCUACCGCAGCAACACAAGAAACCAGCUUCAUCUUCUCGCUUCGAUCUUCUCUGAUUCCCUUGGUAAGAUUAGUUGCACUGUUCCGACGCUUUGCUGCCAAUUCUCGAAAAUUCAGCCAGAAAAAUACUUCGUCACUUCUAACGAUGCAAGAGAUCAAUUCAGCGAAAAUGGCUCUUGUAAAACUGGUUCAAGAGGAAUGCUUCCAAGAGGAAAUCAAAUCCUUGAAAAGGCUCUACCAUGUUCCACACAAAUCUCCUUUGAAACUACUCUGUCCUUUCCUGGAUAAGGAUAACAUUAUCAGAGUUGGCGGUCGUCUACGGAAUUCGCUAGAGAACUUCGCAACAGUGCAUCCAGCUGUACUUCCAAAGUCGCAUGUCUUCACUCGCCUUCUCAUCGAUUAUUACCACCUUCAAACCCACCAUGGAGGAUGCCAAGUAACGUUAGCGGUCAUGAGACAGGAAUUCUGGCCAAUCAAUGGAAAAAGAGCGGUCAGUUCCGUCCUUCGAAACUGUCAUCGAUGUUUCCGUGUGAACCCCAAGUCGAUUGAACAACCGAUGGGUCAACUUCCGUCCACACGAGUCCGCCCAGCUCGUCCAUUUUUGAUAACUGGAAUUGACUUUUGUGGACCUUUCUACUUGAAACCCCCUCACCGCCGAGCAGCCCCUCCAAAAUGCUAUAUUUCGGUAUUUAUUUGCUUCACGACAAAGGCAAUACACCUUGAACUGGUUAUGGACCUAUCAACCGCUGGAUUCUUAGCUGCACUUCGUCGGUUUAUAGGACAUCAUGGACUUCCAUCGCAAAUUCACUCAGACAACGCGACGAACUUCCAAGGAUCAAAGCACGAGUUAUACGAGUUGUACAAGGGAAUCAACAGCAAGACUGGACAACACGAGAUCGGAUCGGAGCUAGCCCAGCAAGGAAUUUCCUGGCACUUCAUUCCACCCCGUGCUCCCAACUUCGGUGGAUUAUGGGAGGCAGCCGUGCGCUCAACCAAGACCUGCCUGAAAAAGGAAAUUGGAACCAACCAACUAAGCCAUGAAAAUUUUUGCACUCUGCUAGUUCAAAUAUCCGCCGCCCUAAACUCUAGACCUCUAGCCCCAUUAUCUGAUGACCCAAGAGAUUUAGAUGCCCUCACCCCAGCUCAUUUUUUAAUAGGGUCGUCUAUGAAAGCCCUCCCUGAGCCCGAUCUUACCGCCAUACCCACAAACCGCCUAGCUCACUAUCAGCAACGACAGCAGAUGUUUCAACGAUACUGGCAACGCUGGAGCCAAGAAUACAUCACGGGACUGCAACAAGCGACCAAGAACCUUCAGCCCAGCAUCAUCAGCAUCGGCAGCAUAGUGAUUCUACGGGAAGACAAUUCGCCACCACUACAAUGGCCGCUAGCGAGAAUAGUCGAGGUACACCCAGGCGCAGACGGAGUGGUACGAGUGGUCACAGUCAAGACGUUCGAGGGGACGUACAGGCGUCCGGUCAACCGAAUUUGUCCAUUACCCAACGAGGACUCUGCAGAAGCUCCAUGAUUUUUUUGAAGAAGAAGCAAAAUUUUGAAUUGAAAUUGAAUAGCUAGGAUAAGAUAGGUGUUAGUUGAAACAUAGUUUCAAGGGGGCUGGAAAUGUUAGUCGAUAAGCAAAAUAUUUAAAUUUAAGUAAAAUAUGCAAUGAUCACCACUAUUUGAGGAUCACUGGAGUUGCAUAGUACUUAACAUUUCCACAAGAACUCACUACACAAUUGUAUCUAAAUGAACACUGCACACGAACGAUACACGAAGAGAUACAUAUAACCCCCAGUAGAAUAGGUAGAUAGAUCGUUAGAAGACAACACAACAGUCAGUAUCCUACCGAUAGAGCUCAAAUAAAGUAUUACAUAAAGGUUGUGAAUAAGUGGUGGAAAGAAAAGGACUUGGACUACAUAUACAGGACGAAGGACAUUUAGGACGGUUAAGGAUUGGAAGGCGGUGGAUUGUAAGCAGUAAGGAUAAAAGAGGAUCGAGUUGGAAAGAAACGAAAAGGAGAACACAACGUAGGACAAAAAAGGUACGUGGAGAAGUGGUUUGGAAACUUCGGAAAGGCCGUUUAAAGAUUGCUCAACCCGCGAA